Empidonax traillii (willow flycatcher) is the source of this 933-nucleotide messenger RNA. Its product is annotated as olfactory receptor 49-like. Gene Ontology annotation, cellular component: membrane. Gene Ontology annotation, molecular function: G protein-coupled receptor activity; olfactory receptor activity. The record is from RefSeq and is a predicted model, not a curated record. Gene Ontology annotation, biological process: G protein-coupled receptor signaling pathway. Lineage: Eukaryota; Metazoa; Chordata; Aves; Passeriformes; Tyrannidae.
AUGAACCACACAAGAGUAGUGGAAUUUGUCCUCCUGGAGCUGGCCAACAGCCGCCACGUGGAGGUCAUCCUCUUUCUGUUUCUUCUCAUUGCCUACCUCUUGAUCCUGCUUGGAAACAUUACUGUCAUCAGCAUCACUCUUGUGAGUAAUUUCCUUCAGACCCCGAUGUACUACCUCCUCAGGAACUUCACCCUUUUGGAAAUCACUUUCACCUCCACAUUCAUUCCCCACACCCUCUACAGCCUUCUGACAGAGAGGAAGACAAUUUCCCUGCCUGGUUGUUUCUUUCAGAUGCUGUUUUUCUAUUACUUGGGUACCUGCACCCUUUUCCACAUGGCAGUGAUGUCCUUGGACUGUUACGUUGCCAUUUGCUGCCCUUUGCAUUACACAACUAGUAUGAACAGCAGGUUUUCCCUGCAGCUGAUCCUGGUAUGCUGGGCAGUGAGUUUUCUAUUGAUGUUUCCUCCCACCAUUAUGACUGUCCAGUUGCCAUUCUGUGGUCUCAAUGUCAUGAACCACUUUUACUGUGAUACUUCCCUGUUGUUGCAGCUGUACUGCUCAGACACAGGGUUCAUUGAAGAACUGAUGUUCAUCACACUAAUUAUCAUCCUACCUGGUACCUUUAUAGUAACUGUUUUUUCUUAUGGCUGCAUUAUUGUACCAUCAUCUGCAGGUAGGAAGAAGGCAUUUUCCACUUGCUCAGCUCACCUCAUAGUGGUGAUGGUAUUUUACAGCACUUGUAUUUACAGGUACAUCCACCCAACGCAGCGAGGUGGGAAGGACUCUGACAAAGUUCUCUCUUUCUUCUUCUCUGUGCUGACUCAGAUGCUUAACCCAUAAAUCUACUCCCUCAGGAACAAGCAAGUCAAACAAGCUUUAAAGGAGAACAUGCUGAAGGCGUGUCGUGUAUUGUGGAAUAGCCCACCCAAGUAA